Oikopleura dioica is the source of this 1605-nucleotide messenger RNA. NCBI's taxonomy places the organism in Eukaryota, Metazoa, Chordata, Appendicularia, Copelata, Oikopleuridae. The record is from the annotation of a GenBank genome assembly.
AUGCGAGAAGUCCUAGUUUUUCUGACGAUAUGCGCAGCAGAGACCUUCCGCGAGAAACUCACUGUCCAACCGCUUGAAGAAGAAAAGGUUUUCACCGAAGUGGAGUUCUUCUUCCAGCGCGACGAUGCACUGCCGAAGCAUUACAGAACUUAUCCACGAGCUAUUCACGAGGUGACUUCAAAACUGAAAAUUGAAGAGCUGCAUCUUUCCCUCGCAAAAGGAGACUCUUCGGACUACCAGGCGGCAAAUUCUAAACUAGCAUCGCCCGUCGGCGCCUUCUUGGUCGCAUCUUUUCAAGAGGAUGAAAUCCCAGUUGAAGACAGAUGGAAAUCCUUGGUUGGCGUUCUCGCCGGCCUCUUUUGCAUUUCGCUGAAUCAACUUGAUACCCGCUCGGCCGUUACUCCUCCUAUUCUUCUUCCGUCAUUUGCUCAAGUGAGCAGUCCUAGCUUACGAAGAGUAGGAUUUCUUCCCCGGGAAGUUGCAUGCACUGAGAACUUGACGCCGUGGAAGAAGAUCAUUCCUACAGGAUCAACUCAUGGCCUCGCAUAUUUACUUGACAAUCCACACUACGUUCAGCAGAAUAGUGUCUUCUGGUCGCUUGGAUUCGACUUCAAGAGCGGCGACGAGCUCAUUUUUUGGCAACGAGCGAUCAUCGAUGUGAGAACUCGUUCGUCCUUGCAGCUGCUGAGUGCACAAGAGCAUUCGCAGCCGAAAACAGUGUUGACUGCAGAGUUGCUCUUUGGAAUUCGAAACUCAACAACUAGUUCGAUCGCCGAAAAGACAGAGUUUUCUUUAGUGCAGUCGAGUCAAUAUUCAGUUUUGUCUGAAGAGAUUCUUACCAAAUUCGAAGAUGAUAUUCGAUUCAACAUUCCGAUCUUAUGGAACUCCAGCAAAACAGAAAACUUGCAUCUUAAAAUUUCUCGAAAAUCGGGCGGCGGUCAAGGCGAGGGUUCCAUCAAAACAACGAUCUUCAACCCACGAGAAAUUGAGGAAGAAGUACUUACUCUGGAAGUCGUUCCCUGGUGGCUGAAACCUAGUCUUUCCUCAAGAAGAGUGAGAGGCUGCGAGGAAACUGCUUACAGUUAUAAAGCGGCGCACGAUGCCGAACGAGUAACAGGACUCAUUGUCUUUGGUUUCAAGAUCAAACCAAAGUCAGCAUGUAUCGUCGAAUACGAUUUCAAAACCGCUUGGCCGAAAUGGAACGAAUAUCCAGCAGAUGCCAACCACGGGCGCUAUCUUCCAUCGGUCAUUCUUUUUUUCCAAGAUGCUUUGACUUCUUCUCCAAGGCGCAUCUUUUCAGAGUCGGUGCUAAUUUACGUCCCAAUUCCUGAUUUUUCCAUGCCUUAUAAUGUCCUUUGCUUGGCAUGCACUGUCGUCGCCAUGGCUAUUGGCUCUGUUCAUAACCUGACUACAAGUACUGUAGUGCCCGCCUCAAGCGAAGCUCCACAAACUAACUUAGGAAAAAUCAUUCAUUUCGUCAAAGGACUUCUGAAAAAAAUUCUUCGAAAAUCCUCAAAAGAUGUAACAAAAUCUGAAAAAAUUGAGGAAGUUGCCGAAUCUGAAGAAAUACAAAGCAGCAACGCCGCGGAUAAGAAAACUCAGUAA